This is a messenger RNA of Terrapene triunguis (Three-toed box turtle), 925 nucleotides long. RefSeq names its product cytochrome c oxidase assembly factor 6 homolog. The coding region runs from base 1 to 387 and encodes 128 amino acids. Gene Ontology annotation, biological process: respiratory chain complex IV assembly. The record is from RefSeq and is a predicted model, not a curated record. The transcript is spliced from 3 exons. Lineage: Eukaryota; Metazoa; Chordata; Testudines; Emydidae. Gene Ontology annotation, cellular component: respiratory chain complex IV; mitochondrion.
AUGGCAGCCCCCGCAGCAUUGCGCAUGCGCACAAAAUCCCGGUCCCAUGUGUUGUCUUUGCUACCGUCACUUCCGGCUCUCUGGAUCUGUAUCCGGUCCGGGGUCACAGCCUCAGCUGUGCGGCUGCCGGAGGGACGCGUAAUAAAAAUGUCAGCGCCAUCAAUGGAGGAAAGGAAGGCUUGCUGGGGAGCCAGGGAUGAAUACUGGAAAUGCUUAGAUGAAAAUAUGGAAGAUGCAUCUAGGUGUCAGAAGCUUAGAUGUUCUUUUGAAUCUAGGUGUCCACAGCAAUGGGUAAAAUACUUUGACAAAAGAAGAGACUUUUUAAAAUACAAAGAACAGCUUGAAGCAGGAGAAUAUCAGCCUCCUGGGACUACUGAAAAGUCAUAGCUACGCAUCAACUUAUUGAAACACAAUCAAUUAAAGAAUAAUCUUAUGGAAGAGAAGUACUGAAAUAUGACAAGAACUCUGAGUUAAAACUAACUGUACUGUAGCUCUAGAAAUUCAUGCUGCUUUCCUUGUUGCAAUGUCUCGCUUUUAUGCGAGAACAGUAAUUAAACGAAAAAGACAGUGACUAAGUGUGUGUAUCAAAGAAAUAUGGUAUAUAAUUUUUCCUAUACCUGAAUUUUUUUUAUCAUGUAACUAGGAUGAAAAGCAGUGUUUCCCAGAAAUUAAUGCACUGAAUUAUAAAUUUAUAUUUUAGGGAGAAUAUUAAACUGUUUUCAAACUUGACAAGUUUUUCUAUGCAUGUGAACUAACUUUUCUAAAAAGCUCCUGCAUCUUCCCUCCUUCUCUAUGAGGAUAAUGUGUCAGUGUAAGUGAGCAGGUAUACUCUAUGCUAAUUCUUUGAACAUUUUGUGAAUCAAAUUAAUUUCAGCUGUCUUACUGUAUGGCAAGAUUUUAGAUAAAGAUCAAGAGGUAUAAAUAA